Messenger RNA from Naegleria fowleri, 1350 nucleotides. RefSeq lists its product as uncharacterized. NCBI's taxonomy places the organism in Eukaryota, Heterolobosea, Eutetramitea, Acrasida, Naegleriidae. The transcript has 3 exons. The coding region runs from base 1 to 1350 and encodes 449 amino acids. The record is from RefSeq and is a predicted model, not a curated record.
AUGCUCUUGCAUCACCUCUUUCGUUUCUUUGAACAAUUUACCUAUGACCAUCAACGCCUUUAUGACCUUUCUUCCUUACCAACCUCUUCACACAAUAAUACCUUUUCAAAAUCCCAUCAGCUCUAUAACAACAACAACAAUAAUGAGAUGAGUAUUGACAAUUGGGAGUAUGGCUUUCGUCAAGUAAUUCAUCCACCAAGAAUCUUUGUGGACGGAUAUGCCAACGUUUCAUACACACACUAUCUUCCUGUAUGGGUCAACUCACUCUCCAUGGCCAAUUCCAUCUGUUUUGGAAUUUAUUACAUGUGCAUGGGAAUAUUCUUUUAUAAAAUUAAGAGUAGAAAGAUUGAAUUGAAAAGAAUUCACAAACUCUUGUUUGUGUUGGCCAUUCUAUUUGUGGCCAUUCAAUCAGUCACUCUGAUCGUUCGAGUGGUUUUUGAUGCCAUGCAUUUGUAUGCAAGAAUUUAUACCGAAUCCACUGGUAAUUUAUUACGAAUGGAAUUUCUGAUUGCAUUGAAUGUGAUGGGAGCUUUGACCAUCUUUUUCAUGUUCUCAGACUUUAUCUUUUUAUUUAUUGUCUUGUUCUUUUUCCAAAAGAUAUUUUGGACCACUGCCAAAAUGAUGGGUGCCAUUUCAAACAAAACUCUUUUCAGAAUUCAAAUCAUGCUCAAUGUGACCACAGUCGUCUUUUCCUUCACAAGUUUAAUAAUGGUCAUUCUCGUCGCUCUCUUCUUCUUUUUCCAAAAGACAGAUAUGGUUGGCAAACCUCCAACCACAGGUGUCUAUGUGGGUUGUUUUGUGGUGGUCUUUUCCAUGCUUGUCUACGAUGCCAAUCCUUUCAGGAGACCAAUCGAACUCGAUCAUGACAGAGGUCGCACAUCAACAACAAUAACAACGAACACUCCAAACACAACACGAACCUCCAUCGAUGGAAGAAAAUUGGAACAACGUAUUCAAUCUCCUUUCAAAGUGACAUUUGGUUUAUUAAUGGGAUUAGUCGCUUGUAUUUGUUUUCAAUUGUUAGCAGCAGGAAUUGCCAGUGGAGCAGUAGAGAUUGAUGUUGUCAAGAUGAUUUGGUACUUUUUUAAUUGUUUGGGUGUGUUAGUGUUUGCUGUGAUCAUUUUGUGUCUCUUUUAUCCCAUGUUUGUGAAUACUGAAAUUUCAUUUAAGGAAAUUGAAACAUCGAAGGCCAAUGCUUUAAAGAAUCAUCAUGAACCCGUCGAUGCAUCUUCUUCAAACACCAUGUUGUUCACACGUGUAUCGAGUGUGGAUUUACACACAACACCUUCAUCACCAGUUCUUAGUGGAAAUGACACAAGUGAAUGUAUUUCUGUCAAUGUUGAACAUUAA